Molecule: messenger RNA, 4636 nt
Organism: Leptidea sinapis
Lineage: Eukaryota; Metazoa; Arthropoda; Insecta; Lepidoptera; Pieridae
Exons: 5
Coding region: 112-2631 (839 amino acids)
Source: RefSeq, a predicted model, not a curated record
CAGGCGGACGGCGGCACUGAGACAGUGAGCAGCAGCAAGCAGUCACUCGACAGUCGGCAGUCAGUGCAUGACGCGCGUAGAGCGUGGUUGGUCGGGCACGACCGCGGCACUAUGUCGCGCCACCCCGCGUUGUUUGUGCUUCUAGUGCUUGUAGCUGUCACCUGCGCCUACCCCGUCUACACCGAAUUACGCCCGAACAUGUGCAAACGUUCCUUCUGCGAAUGCACGCCGGAGAAACAUCCCAGUUGGAUCACCAUCAACUGUACAGUGCCACAUGAUCAGAAAGUGAGCAUCUACGAGGGUGACCUACCAGAUACAAUGACCAGCUUGGUGAUCAGCGGAGCGGAAGGAGUCGUAAUCAACACAAACUCUUUGACCCGAUUGAGCGACGCAAGAUACAUCAGAAUCACCAAUACGAAGACUGUCGUGGUGAAGAAGUUCGCUGCGAUGGAAAUGAAUAUUGUCAAUCUCUUUCUUGACAUAAGCGAAUGUGACUCGUUGACAAUCGAAAAGCGGAGCUUCGUCGAUAUAAAAGGUCCGCUGUCUGUGGCGAUUGAGGAGUGCCAGCAGGUUUCCAUCGACACAGAAGCGUUUUCCUGGCUUCUAUCAAUAACCAUUGUCAACGUAACCCAGCUAAGACUUCACGAGGGCACGUUCGUAUUGGAUCCAUCUGCAUCCAACGUUGGCGAACACGGCCCUGGAAUGACGAUCAAAAUGAAGAAUUUAGAGGUUCCUGAGUUUUCUCGCCAAACUUUUGGCUCUUCAGCUGCUUUGAUAUCCAUGGAGCGUGUUAAUGUGGGAACUGUUCGACCCGACGCUUUCUCUGCGAAUACUUACAACAUAGUAAUGGCAAUGAACUGCUCGUUUCAUCUCGUUGAAAGAGACUCUUUUACUCAAAAUUCUCUCAUCAACAGUCUGAGCUUUAAUAGCUGCAAAAUCCACCAUUUGAAAAGUGGAGCGUUGAGAUCUGGCAUCAGCAAAUUAAAAAUAUUGUUUACAAGGAUCAACAGAGUCGACACAGGUGCUAUAAAUGCAACUAUAGCAUCAAUUGAAAUAUCCAACUGUUCCUUUCACUUGUUUAAGGAACGAGGUUUCGAAUUAUCAUCUUGGAACCAAUUGCAUAUGAUAGGUAAUUCAUUUGACGAGUUAUCACCAUAUGCCAUCUCUGGUCCCAGUGGAAGUGUUCAUGAAGUAAUAUUCCAAGAAAAUGAAAUAGAAGAUUUAAAAGAAGGAGGACUGGAUAUUCUUGGCAAAGCAUAUAUCAAAUAUGGAAGUUUAAUAAUUUAUAAGAAAAACUUUUACGGUCAACCCUGUUAUUGUAACAUGUCUAGGUAUAUUGAGAAUGGUUUGAGCAUCAACGAUUCGGAACCAUUUGAAAAUGAAACAUAUUGCACCAUAAAUUUAUUCUUUGCUAGGUGCUUUAAUAUUUACGAUCAAAAUAUGUCAUUUGGCAAAUUUUCUCAUAAUGUUUGUAGCAAGUCAAAUGUAGUCGAAUGUAAAUCGUUUCGAUCUGUGGCUGGGAGUGCCGAUCCUGAAAUAAAAAAUCCAAGAUUCCCGCAUAAAAAAGAUGACUAUGACGAACCGGGUUUAAGCGUCCGCAACAAGAAAGUCAUAGCAAUUGUUAUCAUAACAGUUUUCGGUUGUAUUUUAAUAGCUAUGCUUAUAAGCUUAAUAAAAUUGCUGCGACAAACUGGAUGCUGCCUUAACUUCAAAGAAAUUUUUCGUGCUCCUUGUGGUAUUUGCCGUAGACUGUGCGUUUGCAACGACGGUGGUAUAGAUAACGCUGUAUCCAUUUCACAACUUUCUGUGCAUGAAUAUUCAGAACGACAUCGUUUAAAUGAACCAAGGAUUCAAGAGGUGGCACAAGAAGUGACACAAGAAGCGACACAAGAAGCGACGCAACAAGCGACACAAGAGACUGCCUUGAAUAGUCCCAUUAAGACCCAAGAAAUUGUACUAUAUGAUAAUAAAACUAUUCAAACAAUGCCUGAAGAGCUAACUAAGGAAUUAUUGGAUAAUUUAAAAGAAAGGUUGGACGAUCCUGAAAAUUAUGUCGAGGCACGAGAAAUGAUUGAACAUCUUUACGAACUUAUCAAAGUUGAAGAAAACUCCAUCGCCAGCGGCCCGAAAAUAGUUAAAAUUGAAGAAAAUAUUUAUGAGCUACCUUUUCAAGAUUCAUCGCCGCGGAUGGGGAGGAACAAUAAACUAAUGAUAAGUGUAGGAACUCGAACACCAUCACUCGAUAAACUAACACCACUAUCACCAUAUAAUAGGCACCCUGCUCUCCUUCACGAAUAUUUUGAUCCAAAAGAUAUCGCCGUGCAUUUGUAUGCUGAAAUUGUGAACAAUGACAAAGACAAAAAAGCGGUUCUUAGCUCAAUGCCUGAUGUUAUUGCUGAGCAAGCCAUUCCUCGAGGGCCAUACCUACGGGCUGUUCAUGAAAAGAUGUCUUCAAGCGCUCCUGUCUCGCCGCAAAAGUUUUUGAAUAACCCGCUGAAGACAUCAACCAUCAAGUCGAAUAAAUCAACGUCCUCAAACAGCUCCGGCAAAAUGAUAAAUAGGCCACUGCCAGAAAGACCAGUAGCUGUCACAAUUGACCCUGGUGAAGGAACGUCUUUUCGAAGUGGAUGAGUGCACGACCCUAGUCGGAUUGGAUCAAACAAAAACGGCAAACAACAUCAGCGUCCAACUCGAAAACGUCUUUAUCUCGUUCCAGAAACUGAUGACAAGGAUUUUUAUUGGUCUCUCGAUCCCUGCGUGACAGUGUAAAUUGUUUGCGUCAGCACUAGAAAUGUCGAGGUUAAUUUGCUUAAGCGUUUAAUUGCUGUGAUAUUAUUGUUUUUAAAAUAUUUUUCCAUACGAAUAAUUUCAAAACUUCUGAAUUAUUUGUAUGUGUGUAAAUAGUCAUUAUAAUAUUUUAUAUUGUGUUACUGAGAUGUAAUUAGUUAAUACUUUUAAGUUAUAUAUCUGAUCAAGUCGUGCCACAUAAGUUCUGCAAUAUAUAUCAACCUCUUCGCUUUAAUUGGUAUAUAAAUUAUUAAUAAUAAUAAUAUAGAAUAGUAAUUAAUAAAUGUACAUUACAAAUUGAAGCCGCUCGGCGCACAAAAUAUAAUUAGUGUUAAUAAAAAUGUAGAUUAAUGACUAAUUAGUAGUUACCUUUAAUAUUAUAAUCAAAAAUUAUAUAUUAUGUAAAUAAUAUAGAUGAUGAGCAUUUAGAUAAUUCUAAUAAGCCAAGACAGGAAAAACGGAUGGUGUAAGGGAUACAUAUAACUUUAUUUUUUAUUGUACUUCGUAAAUUUCCUAAUAUAUUCUAAUAUUAUUCUUUCGUCUUCAGGGUUAGUGAGAAAUAUAAUAAAUUUAUUAUUUUUUUACUGUUCUUAAAAAAGUAUUAAUAUUUGUAUACGGUAUUAAAACUAUGUCUCUAUCAGACCUUACCAAUCUCGUUUGACUUAGCCAUUGUCACAAUAAGAGAGUUAAUCUAUUUAAUAUAAGAAAAUUAAUAUUGUAAUAUUUUAUCAUAAUGAUAUGUAUUAACGAUAUUGUAAACAGAAACUGAAUAGUUUCUUUAAAAUAUUAUUACUCUCGAGUAUAUAUAUUAUUGUAUUGGCUGUUGGAUGUAUGUAAUAAUAAUUGUUCCUGAUACUGCCUGUAAGGCAGAUCGAAUUAGAAUAGGACUGCUAUGGACGUUGGAUGUCACUGAAUGCUGAUAUAUAAGUCGAACGCACGUGCAGAGAACGCAUCAACUGCAGCGCAAUGCAAUUUGAAUGUACCUGCGUAUUAGUUUCAUUCACAACUCAUGACCCGUACCGAGGUCUAUUAUAAUAUAAUAUAUAGCUGUUUAAAUGUUUAUCAAAUACUCGUAGACGCAUAAGCAACAGUAGACAACUAUUUACUAUAAAUUGCAUUUAAAUGUUUAUCCUCUAAUAGUAAUUAUUAUUAUGAGUAGUGUUACGGUCGAAAGUAACGGAUAUUUGAAGGCGGUGUAGUGUGGUUUGCGUUUCUGUAAGCAAUUAAGAAUCUCGAUGUAUUGAUGUUUCCAUAUUAUUACUAAUGUGACUUUUAGCAAAUUAUGUGGACUGGUCUGAAGGAAUGAAGAUGUAAGAGGGGUGUAGUGUGGUUUGCGCUUCCGUAAUCAACUGAGAAUCUCAAUGUAUUGAUGUGUCCAUAGUAUUACAAAUAUAUUAAAUUUAAACUUGUAGCAAAUUAUCUAUACUAUGAGAAGUAUUAGAGAUUUGAAAUGGCUGUAGUGUGGUUUGCGUUUCUGAAAGCAAUCAAGAAUCGUAAUAUAAAUGUUUCCAUAUUAUUAUUAAAACUUGUAGCAAAUUAUGUAUAGGGUCCGAAGUAAUGGGAUGUGAUAGGGUUGUAGUGUGGUUUGCGUUUCGAAGAGCAAUUAAAAAUCUAAGCGUAUUAAUGUUUCCAUAUUAUUACAAAUAUAUUAAAUUUAAACUUGUAACAAAUGUAUCUAUGCGGUCCGAAGUAUUGGAGAUGUGAAGGUUCUGUAGUGUGGUUUGCGUUUCCGAAAUCAAUUAAAAAUCGCAAUGUAUUGAUGUUUCCAUAUUAUUAUUACAAAUAUAUUAAAUUAAAACUUGUAGCAGAUUAUGUGUCUAAAUGUUAUCGAAAUAAAUGUUGAAUGUGA